AUGAAAUACUUAAACAAUUUAAAGGAACUGGAAAAUAAGAUAAAAGCAAUAUGUGAUAAUUAUUCUGUUGUUAGCCCACCAAAAAUAUUAAUAGUAACUAAGAAUGUAGGAAUAGAGGAAAUAAACAACAUUCACACCUAUGAUAAAAAAUACCAUUUCGGGGAAAACUCUAUUGAUGUUUUAGCAGAAAAAUCUGAACAGUUACCAGGUACAAUAAAAUGGCAUUUCAUAGGUAAUUUACAAUCAAAAAAAUGUAAAUAUGUUUUAAAUAUAAAAAAUUUGUAUAUGAUUGAAUCAUUAGAUAAACAAAAAAAAGCAAUGUUAUUAAAUAAUUAUUUAAAAAUUAUGAAUGAAAAUGAACAGAAUAAUAGUGAUAAUUUAAAAAAAAUUCGUGUACUGAUACAAAUUAAAACUGCUGAUGAUCCAAAUAAGACAGGAAUGUUACAUAAUAAUUAUGAGGAUAUUGAAAAUACCAUUGUAUACAUUAUUACCAACUGCAAUUUCUUAAUAUUUAAAGGGUUAAUGACUAUAUCUUCCUUAGAAAUAAAUACACGAGAAAAUUCAUUUAUUAUUUUAAAUAAUAUAAGAAAGAGACUUUUAAAUAAUCAAAUUGUAAGUAAUUAUUUUCAGAAUAAAAAAUUUCAUAUGAGUAUGGGAAUGUCUGGUGAUUUUGAGCUAGCCAUUAAGCAUCAUGCAACUCAUCUAAGGGUUGGACGAGCAAUUUUCAGCUAA
Molecule: messenger RNA, 732 nt
Organism: Plasmodium malariae
Lineage: Eukaryota; Apicomplexa; Aconoidasida; Haemosporida; Plasmodiidae
Product: pyridoxal 5'-phosphate dependent enzyme class III, putative
Exons: 1
Coding region: 1-732 (243 amino acids)
Cellular component (GO): intracellular anatomical structure
Molecular function (GO): pyridoxal phosphate binding
Source: RefSeq, a predicted model, not a curated record